AUGAUUGCCCAAGCGACUGUGGUAUCGUACUUGCUCGCCAAGUCGACACCAAAACCGGUUCACGCCCCGAGAAAACCUCCCCCUACUCACGGAUCCACUUUGUGCACGUGGACCAAGUCACGCAAAUCCUUCGUGACUCGCUUCAUCAUUAGCCAACGGGGCCCCGUGAGCGCCGUGUUGAAAUUAAUCGAAAACUGGAGCCCGACAAAAACUAGUCGUCUCGCGAGCUUCGUUGUCGACAUGUUCUACACGGCCAUGGUCGACGUGGCCCACGAGCUCGGCGUCCCUUCGUACGUGUUCUACCCGAGCAGCGCCUCGAGCCUCGGCCUCUUUCUCUACCUCCAGGGACUUGCCGAUUUCGAAAAUCGAGACCUCAAGGAGUACAAGGAUUCGGACGAGGCCAUCUCGAUUUCCAUCCCCACGAAAUUCCAGGAGACGAAGGGUAUUAUAGUCAACACUUUUCUCGAACUCGAGCCGCACGCGGUUCGCGCGCUCGUGAAUCUCCCGUCGGUUUAUCUGGUGGGCCCCAUCAUCCAAUAUUCGAAUGACGACAAUAAAAAGCUCGACGAGAUCAUGAAAUGGCUCGACGAGAAACCCGACUCGUCGGUAGUGUUCCUCUGCUUCGGCAGCCGCGGGAGUUUCGAAGCGGAUCAGGAAAAAUUCGAGUUUCUGGGGGAGUUUGAGAAUGUGGGUGAGUUUUUGCCCGACGGGUUCUUGGAGCGGACUUCAAGGGUAGGGAAGGUGAUCGGGUGGUCCCCACAGGUGGCGGUGCUGGCCCACCGGGCAGUCAGGGGGUUUGUUUGGCACUGCAUGUGGAACUCGACGCUCGAGAGCGUGUGGUGUGGGGUGCCGAUGGCCGCGUGGCCGUUGGCUGCCGAGCAGCAGGCGAACGCGUUCCAGCUGACGACGGAGCUCGGAUUGCUGUUGAGAUUAAGAUUACAGGAGGGAUAG
Messenger RNA from Striga hermonthica, 951 nucleotides. The record is from the annotation of a GenBank genome assembly. Lineage: Eukaryota; Viridiplantae; Streptophyta; Magnoliopsida; Lamiales; Orobanchaceae.